Molecule: messenger RNA, 2262 nt
Organism: Parasteatoda tepidariorum (common house spider)
Lineage: Eukaryota; Metazoa; Arthropoda; Arachnida; Araneae; Theridiidae
Product: sialin
Biological process (GO): monoatomic anion transport; transmembrane transport
Cellular component (GO): membrane
Molecular function (GO): transmembrane transporter activity
Source: RefSeq, a predicted model, not a curated record
UUCAUUUCUAAUUUUUCUUUCUUGAAUGAACUGCAAACAAAUACUAUAUUAAUUUAAACUACUCGCGAAGUAAUGACUGAGUUGACGGAGCCAUCACAAAAAUGUUACCUACCUACCCGCUUUGUGCUUUCUUUUUUGGUCUUCUGGGCCACGGUUUUAUUGUACGCUCAUAAAGUUUGUUUAAGUGUGACAAUUGUAGCGAUGGUCAAUCAAUCUGCAUUUGAACAACCGAACAAAACAUUCGAGUCAGAUAAUACGUGUGGAGUAUCCGACGAUGACAAUAGUACUCCCCCAGAGAAACAGGGCAACUAUAUGUGGAGUCCAUAUACUCAAGGUGUUAUUUUAGGAGCCUACUUCUAUGGAUACAUUUUCACGCAAGUAUUUGGAGGCAGACUCUCUGAAAUGGCCGGUGGCAAAUGGCCACUUGGACUCUCUAUUUUAAUUGCAUCUCUACUCACGUUGGUCACUCCAUUUGCAGCAGAUGUAGGAGUCCUUGCAAUUGUAAUCCUCCGGGUGGUAAUGGGACUCGUACAUGUGAGUAUUGUUAGGCAACCUUACGGCAGUCUGGGCUGUAUUUGGUUCCUAUUUUGGGCUUGUCUGGCUUACAGCUCACCGUCUGAUCACCCGCGAAUCUCAAAAGAAGAGCUGGAAUAUAUUAGAAAAAACCAUGUCCAUAUGACGGCAGAUCAAAAAUUGCCCAUACCUUGGAAACAUGUUCUACGCAGCCUACCAGUUUGGACUGUCGCAUUUUCUAUUUUUACAUCAGCUUGGGGCUUCCUGACAUUGUUAACCAAACUUCCAACUUAUUUGCAAGUGGUGCUACACAUACCAAUUGAAAACAAUGGUCUGAUAAACUCAAUGAUUUACCUAUGCUCCAGCAUUACACUAUUCCUCACUGGAUAUGCAUCAGAUUAUUUGCGAACGAAGAAGCGUUUUUCCGCAACAAAUGUCAGAAAAGGUUUUCAACUAUUUGCAAUGAUAGGACCAGCAGUGUGUAUGUCUUUGAUAACCCUAAUGGGUUGCAAUCAUGUUUUAGUUAUCUUCCUCUUGAUUGCAGCCAUGAGUUUUCAAGGUUUUGGUGGAGGAGGUAUCAAUUCGAUCACAGCUGACAUGGCUCCUCAUCAUGCUGCGACACUUUUUGGAAUAGUGAACAGCAUUGGUAGCAUAUCUGGUAUAUUUGCACCAAUGGUUGCUGGAGUUCUUCUGGAACAAAAAAACUCCAGUAUACAACAGUGGGGAUCAGUUUUUUACAUAUCAGCAGGUCUCAACGUUGCGGGUGGAAUAGCUUUCCUCUUAUUUGCAUCAGCUGAACGACAACCAUGGGCUAAAGUGCCUGAAAUUGAUAAAACAGUGGAUUCUAAACACAUACAACAAUCGAGCAGCAAACAAGAUAUUGAUAACAGCACAAAAUAUGGCGCCAUGUCUUGAAGAAUCUCAUCUCCGAUGUUCAUCAUUUUUAUUUAUUUUUUACUUUAUGUUUUUAUUAUUAACUGGACUGGAUCACUUUCCUUUAAAAAAAAUCAGCUCUGAGCUUGCGCAUCAAUUUAGCUAAUGCAUGAUUUCUGUCUUGGAACAUAAUAUGCUGCAAUGCGAAGUGAAGAGAUUGAAGACACGUCAUACCAUACUCAUAUAGGAAGAACAUGUUGUGCAGUAUAUUCUUCCACAAAGUGUUUAGAGCCAUGCUAUGAUCGUCUACGAGCGUUUCAACGGAAAAAAAUAAUGUUUCUCUACAUUCUAAUGCAAUUUUUUUUUCUAUCUCACUAAUCUGCUCUCAACAUGUCUCCUUCCAUCAGACUCUUCAAUUGAAUAUAAAAAAAAUUAUAUAAUAAUCAUUGUUCCGUUAUUAUUUGCAUCAGAUUACAAAGAAUUCAGAAAUUGUCCUGUUUGCUAAACUUAACUCUUAAGUCAUUAUAUUUCUGAGCAAUAUGAUACAACGUGAUCUGCAUAACAGCAAGUCAUGAAGAAUCUCUUCUCUAAUGUUCAUUUCCAUGUUUUAAUUCGUUCAGGUUUUAUGCCUCAUUUUUUAACUGGCCUAAGCCAUUGGUUUCAUAAGAGAACAAUCUUAUAUAAUUUUUACACUCGAAUUUAUAGCCGCUUUUCAUAGACUACCCAACGCUGCUGGAGCUAUUACCAUGCUAACCAUGGACCAUGGAUUGGGAACCACUGUUCUAGUACACUAAUAAUGUUUCUGUGUGAAAUUCGAUAAUAGCCUUAAAUAUAGAUCCAGUACCUUAUAAUUAUAACCAGUCCAUAACAUUUCGG